GUGCUAGCUAUGGUGGCCGGUGUUCGGACAAUAGUGGCACGAGUGGAGCGAUGAGCACUACAUCUGGCUCGAGCACUCCAACGACAUCCAGAAGAUCACGUUCCAGUCAUGAUGGAAUGCUCAAAUGUCAGUUUUGUCCGAAAAAAUGGGCUGAUCAGAAUGCGUUGCACACUCACAUGGCAGAUUGCCGUUUGGCACGUGGCCAUGAAUGCUCACAAUGUGGAAAGCGAUUUAAGAGCUCGAAUGGCUUAGAUAAGCGUUUAUCGCUUGUUAAGGCUCGAGGUGGACUCCAACAACAUCUCCGAAUACAUUCGAACGAUCGACCAUAUGCUUGCCAUUUUUGUGCGAAACGAUUCACCCAAAAAAGUCAUGUGGAUCAACAUGAAAGGAUUCAUACUGGUAGGAGUAUACUUCUUUUACAAUAAUA
Molecule: messenger RNA, 427 nt
Organism: Cylicostephanus goldi
Lineage: Eukaryota; Metazoa; Nematoda; Chromadorea; Rhabditida; Strongylidae
Source: the annotation of a GenBank genome assembly